This is a messenger RNA of Vitis vinifera (wine grape), 1472 nucleotides long. RefSeq lists its product as uncharacterized. The coding region runs from base 329 to 1243 and encodes 304 amino acids. NCBI's taxonomy places the organism in Eukaryota, Viridiplantae, Streptophyta, Magnoliopsida, Vitales, Vitaceae. The record is from RefSeq and is a predicted model, not a curated record. The transcript is spliced from 5 exons.
UCAAAUUUUAGGAUUGGUGGAGUCGACGGUUAUAUCCAGAUUUGUUUUUAUUUUAUUGUUUUUAAAGUUUGAACAGAAAAGAGAGGAGUAGCUACUACUACUCCCUCACUCCCAAUAUCUGAAGGAAAAAGCAAAAUUUUAAAAAGCGAAAUUACAGAUAGUUCGAGAGUUGAAGAGAAGGACAGUGACGUCGUUUCGCUUUGGUGCGUGAAGAGAGAGAAAGGAGAGGCUUGCAGAAGAAGGGAAGGAGAAAACUCUGGGCUCUGGACUCGCUUUUCUUCUUUAGAUAUUGGAGGAGCAUUUGUUUGGUCAAAUUGCAAGCCAAGGAAUGGAGAAAGCCACUCCGGUGAGGAAGCCACACACCUCCACCGCAGAUCUGCUCACUUGGUCUGAAACCCCUCCCGCCGAUUCUCCCGCCUCCGCUUCUCGCCCUGCCGUCCGCUCUCACCAGCCUUCCGAUGGGAUCAGUAAGGUGGUGUUUGGAGGACAGGUGACUGAUGAAGAGGCGGAGGCUUUGUCGAAAAGGAAACCUUGUUCAGGGUAUAAAUUAAAGGAGAUUACUGGUAGUGGUAUUUUUGCACUUGAGGGAGAAAAUGGUACAUCAGAAUCUGGAAGUGCAAACCCUACUCCUAAUAACAAAACAACAGUACGCAUUUACCAGCAAGCAGCUGCUGCAAUCAGUCAGAUCUCAUUUGGUACAGAAGAGAGUGUCUCUCCUAAGAAGCCAACUACUCUGCCUGAGGUGGCCAAGCAGCGUGAGCUAAGUGGUACCCUGGAAAGUGAGGAGACAAAGAUGCAGAAGCAACUUUCUGAUGCUAAAUGCAAGGAGCUUAGUGGUCAUGACAUCUUUGCUCCCCCUCCUGAAAUUUUACCCCGACCAUCGGCUGCACGCUCAUUGGUGUUGAAGGAAAGCAAAGACAUGGGAGAGCCUGCACCACGUAAUGUACGCACAUCUGUCAAAGUUUCUAAUCCUGCUGGAGGUCAGAGCAACAUCAUGUUUAGUGAUGAGACCGUGCUUAAAACAGCAAAAAAGAUACACAACCAGAAAUUUGUGGAGCUGACUGGAAAUGACAUUUUUAAGGGAGAUGUUCCUCCAUCAUCUGCUGAGAAAUCACUGAGCAUGGCGAAACUACGAGAGAUGAGCGGCAAUGACAUAUUUGCUGAUGGGAAAGCAGAGUCUCGAGACUACUUAGGCGGGGUUCGCAAGCCCCCUGGUGGCGAGAGCAGCAUUGCUUUGGUGUAACAUGUUAGGUCUAACGCAGUUAUUUUACAUUAUUAUUGUGUCUGGUUCUAUUUUAUUCCUAGUGGGGAUUUGUUCUUAUAUGAUUUGACCUUGCGUUUUGGGUUUGGCGAAUAUGCCUUAGGGUUUAACAUGUCGACUGGAGCUAUGGACUUUUGGCUAAUUGGGUUUUAUGUUCAUAACCACGUGUUCAUUGGUGUUUGUUUCAAUGAAGUGCUUGGGAUGUUCACCA